Molecule: messenger RNA, 1630 nt
Organism: Nicrophorus vespilloides
Lineage: Eukaryota; Metazoa; Arthropoda; Insecta; Coleoptera; Silphidae
Product: cytochrome P450 9e2-like
Exons: 5
Coding region: 47-1630 (527 amino acids)
Molecular function (GO): heme binding; oxidoreductase activity, acting on paired donors, with incorporation or reduction of molecular oxygen; iron ion binding
Source: RefSeq, a predicted model, not a curated record
GGUAUUAAUAUCAGUCACAUCUUAUUGAGCGAAGCACAAUUCAAAUAUGUGGUUAUACCUGUUCUUAUUAUUUUGCGCUAUUCUAACGUAUUACGUGAUUAGGCACUAUUCCUACUGGAAAAAUCGUAAUGUCACGCAAGGGCCGAUCGUGCCCAUCUUCGGGGACAAUCUCCUUACCGUGUUUCGAAGGGAAUCCUUCUUCGAUAUGAUGAACAGGCUUUACCAGAGAUUUCCUAAUGAACGAUAUACCGGUUUCUAUCAGAUGAAUAAUCCUAUGUUAUUAAUCCGUGAUACUGAAUUGAUGAAGAUGGUAACAGUUAAGGACUUCGACCAUUUUACAGAUCAUAGGACCUUUCUGCCAGACAACUCCGAUCCUUUGUGGAGCAAAAAUUUAUUUGCGUUAAAAGGAGAUAAAUGGAGAGAGAUGAGAGCUACCAUGAGUCCCGCAUUUACCAGCAGUAAAAUGCGCGCAAUGUUUUGUCUAAUGAAUGAGUGCGCUGAGCAACUUGAGAAUUACUUUCAGGAGGAAAGUAAAAAGGGACAAAUAGUGCGUAACAUGAAGGAUGUCUUCACGCGUUACGCCAAUGAUGUAAUAGCGACUUGCGCAUUCGGUAUAAAAUGUAAUUCACUGAAGGAACCUGAGAACGAGUUCUAUAUGAUGGGUAGAAAUGUCUUAGAUUUAGGUAAUCUUUGGAAAAAUUUGAAGUUUUUCGCUAUAAUUUUUAUGCCGAAAAUCGCAAAAUUUGUGAACGUGACGAUGUUCAACAGUGAGUCCAGUGCGUUUUUUAAGUCUGUUAUAACCGAAAACUUGAGGAUGCGCGAGGAACAGAAAAUCGUAAGACCUGAUCUGAUAAAUUUGCUGAUGGAAGCACGUAAAGGAAAGCUGAAGCAUGAGAAGGAAUCGCAAGAGCAAGACGCCGGAUUUGCAACAGUGCAAGAAUCUGAGAUUGGAAUGAAGGAGUUGAAAUCGAAGGAGAUCACUGAUACUGAUAUCACCGCUCAAGCUUUAAUCUUCUUCACUGCUGGAUUCGAAACCGCCUCAACAUUGAUGACAUUCAUGAGUUAUGAAUUGGCUGUAAAUCCAGACAUCCAGAAAAGACUACAAGAUGAAAUCGACGAAACUCGGGAAAAAUGCAAUAACAAGCUUACCUACGAAACUUUGACCAGGAUGAAAUACAUGGAUAUGGUUAUUUCCGAGACCUUGAGGAAGUGGCCAUCCGCUAUUGCCAUGGAUCGAUGUUGCGUAAAACCAUAUACUAUUCCUGCCGCUAGACCCAACGAAUCUCCAGUCCAUUUGAAGUUGGGUGACAUCAUUUGGUUACCGAUUGUUGGUAUCCACAGAGAUCCUGAAUACUAUCCAGAACCAGAAAAAUUCGACCCUGAGCGUUUCAACGAUGAGAACAAGCACCAAAUAAAGCCAUUCACUUACAAUCCAUUCGGUUACGGACCAAGAAACUGCAUUGGAUCCCGUUUCGCACUUAUGGAAACUAAAACAAUAUUCUUCCAUCUUCUAUCCAAGUACGAACUCGAAGUGGUACAACAAACGAGAGUUCCGUUAAAGGUAGAUAAGAAAAGUAUUAGUUUAGAUGCAGAAGGCGGCGUUACUUUGGGUUUUAAAAUUAGACAAUAA